UCUCUCUUUCCCCCGGUCUCGUGAUUUAGGCUCAGAGCGUCUCUGUUUGUUUUUCUCAUUCUCUGUUCCUCUCUUUCUUUUUCUUUCUUCCUGUUUUAUCUCUUCUCUCUGCUUGUCUUUCACGCUCUGUUCCCGUCUCUCACUCCUACUCCCCCUUCUUUCUGCCUUCCUUUUUCUCUCUUGUCUUUCACUCUCUCCGUCUUCUCUGUAUCUUCUUCUGUGCGGGCUUCGUGCGUCUCCGUUUGUUUUCCUUUCUUCAUCCUUGUGUUUCGGGAGACUUCCAGUGUCUCCGUUUGUUUCUUUCCAGAAUUAGAAUGCUAAAUUCGAAUUUGGAAGACGUCUUAAAUGAGGGAAGAACGAAUAUUAUGUUUGUGUGUGUAAGAUAGUUGUGCUUCGGGUUUGUCCGUCAGUUUCCGGAAUUUAAACACGAAAAUAAUUGGAGGCGGGUAAGUGUUGAGUCUAAGUUGUGGUGUUUGGAAGAAGUGGCUACCAUGCAUCGUCACACGCGGAUGAAGAAGGAACUUCAGAUGCUGAAAGAUUCACCACCACCCGGCAUUGCCUGUUGGCCGAAAGGAGACAGCAUUGAGAGCUUAGAAGCUCGUAUGUACCCCUUUGAGCCUCCAAAAGUGAACUUCUCGACCCCUAUUUAUCAUCCAAACAUUGAUGCUGCUGGAAGGAUUUGUCUCAAUGUUCUGAAACUCCCACCAAAUGGUGGCUGGAAGCCAUGUUUGAACAUCAGUACAGUGCUGACCUCUAUACUGGUCCUUAUGAAUGACCCUAAUCCUGAUGACCCCUUAAUGGCCGACAUUGUAAGACCCUUUAAUUUUUCUCUUUUUCUUGUUUUUUUUAAAUCUUUACCUGCCCACCACAACAGAAUUGGCCAAUGUUCUCACUGUCCAGGACAAUGGGGCUGA
Octopus bimaculoides (California two-spot octopus) is the source of this 914-nucleotide messenger RNA. RefSeq names its product ubiquitin-conjugating enzyme E2 T. Lineage: Eukaryota; Metazoa; Mollusca; Cephalopoda; Octopoda; Octopodidae. The record is from RefSeq and is a predicted model, not a curated record.